AUACAGUGCGAUUACUCUACGAUUGUCACCGUACAAGCCGCUAAAUGCCGCUUCCACUCGCAAGAGUUUCGUUCCCUCCGUUUUCUACUCACCUUAAAACCCUAAGGAUGUCGAUCACCAGGCGUUCCUCCCGAUCCUGCUCUUUCGACGGCGAAAGCAACAACUCGGAGCCCAAUCCAGGUUCCGAGUCUUCUGCUGAUGUAUCUCGUGAAAGCAGUCGUGUUUAUGUGAGGAGGAAGAAAACUAAAAUGGUUGUUAACGUCGAUGGAGUGAAAAUAAUGGAAGACAUUGCUGGUAGAGAAGUGAGUGGCAUGAUUGACAUUGAAGAUUUUGCUUAUGAUAAGUUCAACCAAUCUGCAACUUCCAGUGAUGUUAAGCAGAUUUCUCUUUUGUCUGCUAAGAAGAGGGAAAAAGUUCACCUAUCCAUCAAACAGAAAGCUAACGUGCCAGCAAAUUGGGAAGAAAUUUUUGAUGGGAUAAUGAAGAUGAGAUCAGCAGGGGAUGCUCCGGUAGACACUAUGGGAUGUGAAAAGGCAGGCAUAUCGUUGCCUCCUAAGGAACGAAGAUUUGCAGUUUUGGUAUCUUCUCUUCUAUCAAGCCAAACGAAAGAUGCAGUAACGAAUGGUGCAAUAAAGCGUCUCUCAGAUAAUGGAUUACUCAAUCCUGGAGCUCUUGUCAAAACUGAUGAAGCUACAAUUUCUAGCUUAAUUUAUCCUGUGGGUUUUUAUUCCCGGAAGGCACAUUACUUGAAAAAAGUUUCAGAGAUUUGUCUAGAAAAGCAUGAGGGAGACAUCCCUUGUUCCUUAAACGAACUGCUUGCACUUCCUGGAAUAGGCCCCAAAAUGGCCCACCUGAUAAUGAAUGUUGGAUGGAACGAUGUUCAAGGGAUAUGUGUGGAUACUCAUGUGCAUCGCAUCUGUAAUCGUCUAGGAUGGGUUUCGCGUAUUGGCACAAUUGAGAAAACCUUGACUCCAGAAGAAACGAGAGUGUCUCUGGAGAAAUGGCUACCAAAGGAUUUAUGGGAUCCAAUUAACCCCCUGCUGAUUUGGUUACGGUGGGAGCAUGGAAUACCUUUUCCUCCCUCUUACUUAUUAGUGGAAUCAUUCUUGUGUCUUCUAUCAGGUUGGAUUUGGACAAACCAUAUGCACUCCUGUCAGACCCCGAUGUGGAACCUGUGGUAUCAACAAGAUCUGCCCUUCUGCUUUCAAGGAACAAGAAAUUCCUAAUGCCAAAGCUAAAAGAUCAAAGAAAUAGGAAACCCUAAUUGUCAGAUUGAAUAUCUUGCAUUUUGUUUAGUGUUCACUACAAGAGUUUCUGUCCUCCAUUGAUCUAUAUUUUGAUGCUUGUUGCAGUUGUACUGGUCUUAAGAUGCUCGUUUGGCCCUUUCAGAUAUACACAUCUGCUUUUGAUAUUGUAUACAAAUUGUACAGGUCUUAAGAUGCUCGGUUGUCAAUGUCU
Molecule: messenger RNA, 1458 nt
Organism: Zingiber officinale
Lineage: Eukaryota; Viridiplantae; Streptophyta; Magnoliopsida; Zingiberales; Zingiberaceae
Product: endonuclease III homolog 1, chloroplastic-like
Exons: 11
Coding region: 45-1226 (393 amino acids)
Biological process (GO): base-excision repair, AP site formation; base-excision repair; nucleotide-excision repair
Cellular component (GO): nucleus; chloroplast nucleoid
Molecular function (GO): DNA-(apurinic or apyrimidinic site) endonuclease activity; oxidized pyrimidine nucleobase lesion DNA N-glycosylase activity; 4 iron, 4 sulfur cluster binding
Source: RefSeq, a predicted model, not a curated record